This is a messenger RNA of Suillus plorans, 852 nucleotides long. RefSeq lists its product as uncharacterized. The record is from RefSeq and is a predicted model, not a curated record. The transcript has 6 exons. The coding region runs from base 1 to 852 and encodes 283 amino acids. NCBI's taxonomy places the organism in Eukaryota, Fungi, Basidiomycota, Agaricomycetes, Boletales, Suillaceae.
AUGCAUCCUUCAUCACUCGCAUCGUUCAGCUCAUCACACGUCAAGCCCAUCAAGCUCAUCACCGCGAUUGAUCCAACAACCACGGUUCCUGGCCCUUUGAAUUGGCUUCGUGCUACUUCACAUCUGGAGGGUCGCCCCGGUCGCUCAUACUUUGCUGCGCCAGUGGGGUUGAAGACCCUCUUGGGCGUGCUUUGCCUUCGCAUUUGGCUUAUAUCUGGUGCGCCACACGCUGCUGCAGACUUCCUCUCAUAUUUCAGGUGUGCCAAUCAUUCACCUUUCACUCAUUGGUCUCAUCAUGCUCGUCACUUUAGCUACGUCUUCCUUUUUGACUCUCACCAUACCAUACCAAACUCUGAGUUUUCCAUCAUGCCCAACGCUCUGACGAUGUUCAAGGGUGACCCGACACUUCGUGCAUCUUGGUUACAAUCUUACGAUGCCGUCGCCAUCGCCAUCCAGGACAAUCUAGUCAUCACUACGCCCAACAUGCAAUUCGUUCCCAAGUUCCACCAUUUCGAAGAAGAAAACAUACAAGCCCGCGCCGAUGGUCGUUUCGGUGUCGUCGACUGCUUUCAAUGGCCUCAAGCCUAUGACAACAUCUUUUGCAAUUCUGUCUGCAUUCCUCGUAAGGAGGCUUACCCGUUCCCGCACCCGCUUCACUGGGCGUGGUACACUCCCGAGCAAAAGGACUUCAAGACCAUCCCAGGCAAUUCGUUUCCUGUAGGCACGCUUGCCUCUGACAAGGUCGAAGGACUGGAGUCACUCCUCAAAUCAGUAGAAAAACGUGUACAGGACUGGAGGGCCAAUCGACAAGGCAAAAGGGAUGUCAUCGUCAAUUGUGUCAUCUCUCUUUGA